CAACUUGCCAUUGGCAUCAUUGCAUGCAAUGCCAAUCAGCAUUCUUUAAAUUCGUCCCCACACCACCCUCCUUAAGCAAACCAUGGUUCUUUACAUAGACUGAAGCCUUUUCCUUUCCAAAAUAUUAUAUUCCAACCCAAAACCAAAAAAGAGAGACACAAAAAAUAGAAAGAGGAAGAGAAAGGGAGUAUUACUACUCAUGGGGAUUGUGGAAGAAGCACACAACGUGAGAAUAGUGGGAGUAGAGGGGAAUAAUAACCAAAUUGUGUUGCUGGCUCAUGGAUUUGGGACUGACCAAUCUGUGUGGAAACACCUUGUUCCACAUUUAAUUGAAGAGUAUCGUGUGAUCCUUUAUGAUAACAUGGGUGCUGGUACUACAAACCCAGAUUACUAUGACUUUGAACGAUAUUCUACUCUCCAAGGAUUUGUUUAUGAUCUACUUGCUAUUUUGGAAGAGCUUCAGGUUCAAUCUUGCAUCUUCGUUGGUCACUCUCUUUCGGCUAUGGUUGGUGUCAUCGCUUCAAUUUCUCAUCCUCAUCUUUUCUCUAAGCUUAUCUUGCUCUCUGCUUCUCCAAGGUUUUUAAAUGAUACGGAUUACUAUGGUGGCUUCCACCAAGAAGACCUGACCCAACUAUUCGACGGAAUCCGCUCAAAUUACAAAGCAUGGUGCUCCGGCUUCGCGCCACUGGUGGUUGGUGGCGACAUGGACUCAGUGGCAGUGCAAGAGUUUAGCAGGACAUUGUUCAACAUGAGGCCGGACAUAGCUCUAAGUUUGGCACAAACCAUAUUUCAAUUUGACAUGAGGGAGUUUCUAAGUCUAGUCACUGUGCCCUGCCACAUCAUACAGAGCACUAAGGACUUGGCUGUGCCGGUCGUUGUUGCGGAAUAUAUGCAACAGAAUCUCGGUGGGAAGUCCAUCGUCGAGGUCAUGCCCACCGAGGGACAUUUGCCGCAGUUGAGCUCACCGGAUAUUGUCAUUCCAGUGCUGCUCAACCAUAUCCGGCACAAUAUAUCAAGUUAAGUAAAGAUGAUAAAUUAUGGAUUAAAAGGAAGAUAUGUAAUGUAAGUGUUGUUUUUUCUAGUUUUAUGUGGGAGCCCUUUAUAUAGAUAUAUGUUUAGAUGUUCUACACACAAUAAUAGAGUUACCGAGGCUUAUAAAUGAGUGUAUUACUAUUUAUUAACCACAAAAAAA
Molecule: messenger RNA, 1192 nt
Organism: Arachis duranensis
Lineage: Eukaryota; Viridiplantae; Streptophyta; Magnoliopsida; Fabales; Fabaceae
Product: probable esterase D14L
Exons: 2
Coding region: 200-1021 (273 amino acids)
Biological process (GO): response to karrikin
Source: RefSeq, a predicted model, not a curated record